This is a messenger RNA of Caenorhabditis auriculariae, 4355 nucleotides long. The record is from the annotation of a GenBank genome assembly. Lineage: Eukaryota; Metazoa; Nematoda; Chromadorea; Rhabditida; Rhabditidae.
AUGAAACGGGAAUUCUGCCACCGGUUGGAAGCUCGUUGUUCCAGUCGCCGGAAUCGCGCAAGCCCAUCUAGGGAGAUUGCGUCGGGGGUUGGCCACAAAAACGCGUUCUUCUCGUGGCUUCCAGGCUUCUGGCCCGAGGCUUUCACGAUGCUAUCGGAGACAGUUCUCUCUGGGAAAUGCUCGUCCGGCCGCAGAGCCUCUGGGUCAGCCUCGUCGUCGUCUAUCUCUCCGCCCUCCUUCUCUACCGACUCUAUUUUGUAGGUUUCCGACAGAUGAUGCAAAUCAAACCCUUCUCAGGGCAGUAAAUAGAGAAAAAAUGCCGUAUGCAAGAUAAUGAUAAUUGGCCUGAAAUAUCGCUUUUUUCACCUCCUUCUUUUUCUCCUGUGAAGGUCCUUUUCAGAAAAAGGUCUAUUAUUGAAGCCUUCUAGAGGCCUUUUUUCCAAAGGUCCUUUUCAGGCCAUUCUGGACUUUUCCCGUGUAUAGCACGUUCCGAUUAUGCAAAAAACUUUUUUUGACUUUUUAAGAAGAAGUUUGAGCCAUUUACCGUUUCUGGACUGUUAAAGCAUAAACCACGGUAAACGUAUUUACUAUUUUCUGCCUAAAAAGAAAGCUCAUUUUUAGUUGGGUGGCAGGAAAUUUCUAUGAUUUCUUUUUUUGAAAGAUUCUCUCGUAAUCAAGUUUUUAUAUAAAGCCCUCAAAACUUUUUUGAAGAUUCUAGUAACUUUAAAAUUAUUUAUAAAGUGAUAUAGUUUUGAAAUCUCUUUUACCGCGGAGUAUUUUUUUAUGCAGUCUAUUUAGAAAAACAGGACUAGGAUGUUAUGAAAAAAGACUCGCAAACCAGUAGAUCAUGGGUCGAAGAACAGGAAGACUUUGACCUCUGUUUGCUGUUUCAAGGUCAGCUCCGUCUCGAGGUUCUUCCGCCAGCGUCGGGUCAUCAACAAUGUCGACAAGUACUCUGAAUUGGUAAAUUUUACGAUUUUUCGAUUUUUAUACGUAAUUUUUUAAAAUCAUAGUUUUUUUUUUUCUGAAGAUCCGGAGUAAAAUUAGUAUGACAACUAGGUUUACUUCGCUAUCAGAGUUGUAUUUUGAAAAAUUUAAUUCAACUAAACCAUGAAGUUGAAAUUGAUUUUUUUUUUGGUUUCUGUUCUGGAAAAUAGACAUUUUCCUUUAAUUCUUUCAAAACUAUUCACCUCAAGUUUUUAAAAAUUUUCUUUUGUUUAGAAAAAGGCGAUCCUCAUUUUGUAGGUUAAAGAAAAUAACGGAAAAAGUUUCAGAGAAGUAAAAUCGUAUGAUUUUUUUGGUUUUUCCGGAGGUGUUAUUUCUUUAUUUUUCCAGCUUCCUUACGAGAAAAUACGCGAUGAUCCGGAACUCGAAGCUUUCGUGAACACGUUGAAGCUCUUGUCGGGCGCUCCCUACGUCGUCUUUGUUAGUUCCAUCAUCGAAUGACACCUGGAUUACCUGAAAUUGCUCAGUUUGACCAGUCGAACUUCGACGUGACGAUGAACCACGUCUGCAACCUGGAACUGAUGCCCGGGGCUCUCGAGAGAUUCGCCGCCGUCGCGUUUGAGCCCGAGGCCGAGAGACGGUUCCGCGCCGUCCAUCCCAGCAUUCCGGUCGUCACCGUGGAUUUCACUGUUAUAAAGGUGAAUUUUCAGCUUUUUCAAGAAAUAAACUCGAACAAUCUUUUCAAAAAUCAUUUUGGCCCCCUCGAAUCUUAUAAACAGGAAAAAUAUGAUUCUGAAUAAAUAAUAUUUUGAUUGUUCGAAUUCGGACAUCCCAAUCGUUACCGUUCAAAUUACUCUGAGUAAACUUUCAGCUCAUGGAAUUCGAAAAAAACUAUUUUUGCAUCAUCGGAGGCAUUCGAAUAGUAAUGAUAUGAUUCGAAGAAGAUCCCUUUUUUUCUCCAGAAUCUUUCUUGUUUGUCCAACGGUCCACUUAUAUUUUUUUACAAUAAUUAUACCGAUCAAAUGGUAUUUAAUUACAUCUCUAUUGAAAAAAGUUUUUGUAUUUUCGAUCCAUUUCUUAAAUAACUGUAAUUCUCAUAUUUUCAGGACGCGAUAGAUCCCGAACUUGAGAAUCGCAAGUAUGUGAUUUAUCAGCUGAUUCUUCUAACGAGAGCCAGAAUCGCGGCAGCUUUCGCCUCGAAAGACUUGAGCUUCUGGGCUAUGCAACAGGUUGCUAACAUGAGCAAAAUGACCUCAUUUCUCCUGUUUCAGGACUCGAUUUGGGUGGAAAAUUUUGCGGUGAUGGACAUUGAGAACAGAUUCACGGCGCCGUUGAUUUUCGACGUCAUCGGAAACGAUAGGGUGAUUCUUUUUCUGGGUUUUAUUCAUUUUUCUUUGCUUUUUCGAUGAGUUCAAAAUUUUAAAACAUUGCAAUUCGUAUUGCUCAAAAAAAAUCCGUGCAAAAGUAAAGUAUAAAAAAACCAGGUGUUGAAUUGAUUAUGUUUUGCAAAGGACUGGGAAAGUUCCUAAAAGAAAAAAAUAAAAAAAAUUUUUUUUUGAAUAGUUUAUAUUAACACAAGUUAUAUUCGUUCCUUCCCGAGGGGAAAGGCGAGAUGAACAGAUUGACGAAAGCGAAGCGUUGCGUGUGCGACGCGGCUUAUGGCGAGAAGCCCGGAUUCAAACGCGAGCCACUUUUUUUCUUCUUCUUCGACAGUUUUUUUAAGUUGUAACUUUCUAUGAGCUUUUAAAGUUUCAGUUCAACGAAUGAAAUUAUAAAAAAAUAUUAGAAAUAUGAACUUGUUUUUCUAUCAUUGCAUUUUGAUUUCGAGUUUCCCGCCAAAAUCCGCGUCGCGUACGCAACGCGUCAAUCUCGCCAAUUUGCCAACCUCGUCUUUCAGGUCAGGAAAGACGGGCCAUACAUUUCCUUUCAUUUCUCUGAUACGACUUUGAAAAACGGAAAUCGUUCUCUUGAAAACUGCCAAGAGAAAGGAUCAAAGAAUCGAAAAUCGCAGAUUCCCGAGUACAAACGGAUGGACGGCUGGAUCUGCGGGUCGACGUUCUUCGCCCGCGGCGGCGCCUUGGCAGAAAAUUUCUUCCUCAAGGUCCGUCAUAUCUACCUGGCCGAUCUAUCACAAGCCGUUGCGCAGUUUUUUGCGCUUCGACUUUUUGGAAAGAAGAAAUUCAACAGUAGUUUUCUUAUCGAACACGAUCUUUGCCACUCGACUUUUUUGAUAGGCCAAACGGAAAAUCCCUUUCAAAGGACACAUGCAUGGAAAUUUACCCCAAGUCGAGGGUGUAAAUAGGAUUCCCAAGAAGGGAAUAUUUCUGUUUUCACCAUAUUAACCUUUCUUAGCCUAAAAGGUUCGCAUAUCCUUGAAGAAAUUCAAAAUUUAUUCGCUUUAAACUCAUUUACGUCAUUGUAAUGAAGCUGAGUAAAUUGGCAAGCACUAGACCUAAGAAUCCUCGGAAGAAUCUGAAAAGAUUUUGCAAAAACUCCGAUGAUGAAGAAAAAGCUACCGAGUCCCAUUCGUUCUCGUAGCCUCAGAGAAGUAUUUUUGCCUUCUCUGAAACUUUUUAGCGACUUCUCUAGAGAUAUUUCUCUGGAAGCAACUUCUGAAGAAUUUUUCUCUUUUGCUCUAGUAUUCAUUUUAUUUUUUAUUUUUUUGUUGAAAGUGAUAGAAUUAUUCCUUCCAGUUGGACGCUCUGAUGAGAAGCCGCCAAUCGCCCGACUCGGCUAUCAUGUCCUACCUGUGCGGUCAUGCUCAUUAUCAGUGUCAGACCAUGCCCAGAUGGUCAGACUUUCAUUCUGGAACAUUUUCAAUUUUUCGAAGAAAACUAUAAAAAAUCAAAAACCAAAAUUCAUGUUCUCUCGUAAGAUAAUUCAUUUCCAGGAUUGUCUCAUCGUCCAACUAUUUUCGAGGACCUCGGGACUUAGUGCCCAUCAUGAUUCAGGUGAAAAAUGAUCCAAACAACAAGAAAAUUCCGUUUUUCGAGUUUUAAGUCUUGAAGAAUUUAUUUUUGGAGCACGACAGAAUGCUAAUUUUUGGUUUUAUUCCUCUCUUUUAGUCCGAUUCAUUUUUUCAUUACUUAGACUGCAUUACAGGUCGAUCAUCAGUCAAAAAUGAGCAAAAUGGAUCUUUUCAAGAAGGAAAGAUUCGCCGUUUUGCGAAAAGAUGGCAGCUGUGACGCUGGAGCUGUCGCCAGGCUUAGGUAUAAAGAAAAAAUGAGAAAUUGAUUUGAAUCAGAACUUUCAGAGACGCGGCUCGAGUGGCACUUUUAGAGAUUCAAACGAAAGAUUUGCGGGAUCACGAGACCUUCUCAGAAGCCGUUUACUACGAGAUCCGCCGUUUUUUAAAUAUUGAUCCUUAUAAUCGCAAAAAGUUUCUCACCGUUCAUGAGUCCCUUGUAUAG